Messenger RNA from Dalotia coriaria, 771 nucleotides. RefSeq lists its product as uncharacterized. Bases 101 to 556 code for a protein of 151 amino acids. The record is from RefSeq and is a predicted model, not a curated record. The transcript has 2 exons. Lineage: Eukaryota; Metazoa; Arthropoda; Insecta; Coleoptera; Staphylinidae.
GUCAUCUAGUCGGACAGCACACGCCGCGCUUGCUUAACUUCUGCUCUUCGUGAGUCAGUACACUUUUUCAAGUUGGUUUUGAUUUUUGCUGCGUCGCAAAAUGAAAGCUUUCGUUGUUUUCGCCGUCGUCUGCGUGGCGGCUGUUCUCGCCGAGGAGGCAGCCAAGCCUGCCGCCGCCGAAGAGGCCAAGGGGAAGACCUACAAGAGGCUCAUUCCUGCUGAUGUACUCAGAGACUUCCCUGGAAUGUGUUUCGCUAGCACCAAGUGCGCCACAGUUGAACCUGGUAAAUCCUGGGACCUCACCCCGUUCUGUGGUCGUUCCACCUGCGUUUUGAGUGAAGACAAACCACCGCGUCUGCUUGAAUUGGUCGAGGAUUGUGGACCAUUGCCAUUGGCCAACCCCAAGUGCAAAUUGGACGAAGAGAAGACCAACAAAACCGCGCCGUUCCCAGGAUGUUGCCCGACCUUCAAGUGCGAAGAUGGCGCUGUGUUGGAAUACCCGGAGAUCCCGACCGUUGCACCUGUCCCUGAUGAGGUCACACCUAAAACAGCUUAGAUUACGCUAUUGACGUUUUGACACCCGAACAGCGACAACAUCGAAGUAAAUUUAAUUUAUUACGGGUGAUGAAUACGAUGUAAUGUUUUUUUUUUGUUUAACUCAUCUGUGCACUAUCUACAGUUCUCUUUUUUUAGUUUUUUUUUGUGUUUUUGUACGAUAAAUGAUUAUGUGAACAAUUUUUUGUGAUAAAAUCGAUUAAAAUCUACAAACAA